AUGGCGACGGCUUUCUUAGUGGUGAUGGCGGCAACGAUGGUAAAGGAUUUAAGCGCAGAGAGGUCUAGGGAUUUGGUGGUGGGUUUGAGGGAGAGGCCGUGGGUUAAUUUUGCAAUAGAAAAGAGAGUUAAAAGACUUGAGUUACACUUUUAUGAAAGUGGGGAAAUCAAGGAGCGUUACAAUUUUCCUGACACGGACCGAAUUACAAAUCACCUGCAUUCAUUGUCCCUUGGGUUUACUAGGUUCAACUCGCUGACCAAUCUCCUGCUCACAGACGUGAAGGUAACUGGACAAGCUCUUGAGGACUUCUUAACUAACUGCCCAUUUUUGGAGCAAUUGUCUAUGAAAAAAUCCGAAUGUCUGGUAAAUCUGAAAGUUCCAUAUCACUCACUCAAUUUGAAGCGCUUGGAGAUAAUUUACUGCUUCAACGUGGAAAGUACUGAAAUUUCAGCUAUGAAUCUAGUGUCAUUUAAGUAUUUUGGACCAAAAAUAAGCCAGCCAUUUAAGAUGGUCAAGCAGCUUGUUGAACUGUUUAUUGGGGGUGAGUACUGCAAUUAUCUAAUUAAUAACAACUUUUUCGAUAUUUCAAGCCAUCUUGCUCAGCUAGAGAGCCUUACGUUGCACAUGACCUCCAUUGAGUUGGAAUCAUACAAGCAAGAUCUGAAAAAAAUACGACGAAGUUUUGCGUCUCGGCCCCAUCAGUAUCUUAAGGUGGUGGAAUUAAUUGGGUUUGUUGGGCGUACAAAUGAUGUUGAGCUUGCUAUGUAUUUAAUCAAGAACACCGUCAUGUUUGAGAAGAUUACUUUUGAUUCUCGCAAACCGAAUCUAAUAGGAACUCCAUGGGAGUUCAGGGAGACCAAGGAGAAGAAAAUAGCAAGAAAGCGUGCUGAGAACUUCCGAACCAAACUUCUUGCUGGAGCAGCUUUAGUAAUCCUAUAA
Molecule: messenger RNA, 939 nt
Organism: Cornus florida
Lineage: Eukaryota; Viridiplantae; Streptophyta; Magnoliopsida; Cornales; Cornaceae
Exons: 3
Coding region: 1-939 (312 amino acids)
Source: RefSeq, a predicted model, not a curated record